CUUUACCGGCUGAGAUAUAGAGUAACCCGUUGGUAUAAAAAGGGGGGAAAUUAAUCGCCGGAAAAACCCAAUUGACUCAAUUGAAACCACCGAGUGUUUUUGCAAGUGAUCGGAAAGGAUGAAGGAGAACAACAACAAUGAUGGAUUUGUAAGGGCAGAUCAGAUUGAUCUGAAGAGUUUAGAUGAACAGCUUGAGAGGCAUCUCAACAGAGCAUGGACUAUGGAAAAGAACAAGAAAAAACAACCAGAUUUUGAAGACUCGGCCACCGCCGCCUCCGCUGCUUCCGCCGUCACACUACCGUCUAAGGCUACUGCAACUAGUAAAAGGGAGAGGCAGGAGUGGGAGAUCGACCCUUCUAAGCUCCUAAUCAAAGGUAUUCUUGCACGUGGUACUUUCGGCACCGUACACCGUGGCGUCUACGACGGCAUCGACGUCGCCGUGAAACUGCUGGACUGGGGGGAAGAGGGCCACAGAACAGAAGCUGAAAUACAAUCUUUAAGGGCAGCUUUUACACAAGAAGUAGCUGUAUGGCAUAAACUUGAUCAUCCUAAUGUCACAAAGUUCAUAGGUGCAACAAUGGGUUCUUCAGAGCUAAAUGUACAAACUGAAAAUGGUCAAAUUGGAAUGCCAAGUAACAUUUGUUGUGUUGUUGUGGAAUAUCUUCCUGGAGGUGCCUUAAAGAAUUACCUUAUUAAAAACAGAAGAAAGAAGCUUGCUUUCAAAGUGGUUGUUCAAAUGGCACUUGAUCUUGCAAGAGGAUUAAGCUACCUGCACUCUCAAAAGAUUGUACACAGAGACGUGAAAACUGAAAAUAUGUUAUUGGACAAAAGUAGAACAAUUAAAAUUGCUGAUUUUGGAGUUGCACGUGUUGAAGCCUCAAACCCUAAUGACAUGACAGGCGAGACCGGAACUCUUGGCUAUAUGGCCCCCGAGGUUCUCAACGGUAACCCCUACAACAGGAAAUGCGACGUGUAUAGUUUUGGCAUAUGUUUAUGGGAAAUUUAUUGUUGCGAUAUGCCUUAUCCUGACCUUAGUUUCUCAGAAGUCACCUCAGCCGUCGUUCGUCAGAAUCUGAGGCCGGAAAUACCGAGGUGUUGCCCGAGUUCUCUUUCGAAUGUAAUGAAGAGGUGUUGGGAUGCAAACCCUGACAAGAGGCCUGAGAUGGAUGAAGUGGUGACGAUGUUGGAAGCCAUUGACACCUCAAAAGGAGGAGGUAUGAUCCCAGGUGAUCAACCACAGGGUUGUUUGUGUUUCCGUAAGCAUCGUGGGCCAUGAAAUUUCAAGAAUUUCAUCUGUUUUUUUGGGAAGUUUAAGACUAAAGUAAGGUAAUUUAUUAGAAAUUGGGGAGUUCCUAAAAUGGGAAUAUAUUAGAUGAUGUGUCUGUGGUACUGGUACUACAUGUUUCGUGCUUUGGAUUAUGUAAAGUUUUUUUCUUUUUUAAAUUCUUUAAAUAGAUUACAUUACAUCCUAUUUAAUGGGUAUUAUUACUAUA
Messenger RNA from Lactuca sativa (garden lettuce), 1493 nucleotides. RefSeq names its product Protein kinase superfamily protein. The record is from RefSeq and is a predicted model, not a curated record. Gene Ontology annotation, biological process: protein phosphorylation. Gene Ontology annotation, molecular function: protein serine/threonine kinase activity; ATP binding. Gene Ontology annotation, cellular component: plasma membrane. Lineage: Eukaryota; Viridiplantae; Streptophyta; Magnoliopsida; Asterales; Asteraceae.